Perognathus longimembris pacificus (Pacific pocket mouse) is the source of this 1064-nucleotide messenger RNA. RefSeq names its product olfactory receptor 2AG1-like. Gene Ontology annotation, biological process: G protein-coupled receptor signaling pathway. Gene Ontology annotation, cellular component: membrane. The transcript has a single exon. Gene Ontology annotation, molecular function: olfactory receptor activity; G protein-coupled receptor activity. The coding region runs from base 105 to 1064 and encodes 319 amino acids. NCBI's taxonomy places the organism in Eukaryota, Metazoa, Chordata, Mammalia, Rodentia, Heteromyidae. The record is from RefSeq and is a predicted model, not a curated record.
AUAGGGAAUUGAAAGAUACUCUACGAGACUUCUGUUAGCUCUCCCAGUCUACUCAAAUAUUGACCAAAAUCACUUCGAAAGGCUUCCUCUACAGGCCUGAUUCUAUGCACAGAAUGGAGCUCUGGAACUCUACCUUGGGAAGCGGCUUCAUCUUGGUGGGCAUUCUGAAUGACAGUGAGUUUCCCGAGCUGCUCUGUGUCACAAUGACAGUCCUGUACAUGCUGGCCCUGACCAGCAAUGGACUACUGCUCUUUGUCAUCACAAUGGAUGUGAGACUCCACGUGCCCAUGUACCUCCUACUUAGGCAGCUCUCUCUCAUUGACCUUCUCCUCACAUCAAGCAUCAACCCCAAGGCUAUCACAGAUUUCCUGCGCGGAGAUAACACCAUCUCCUUUGUAGGCUGUGCCCUUCAGAUGUUCCUGGAACUGAUUAUGGGUGGAGCAGAGGCUCUCCUUCUAGCAUUUAUGGCCUAUGACAGGUAUGUGGCUAUUUGUCAUCCCCUGAACUACAUGAUCUUCAUGAGACCAAGUGUCCUUUGGAACAUGGUGACCAUAUCAUGGAUCCUUGCCUCUGUGAGUGGCCUGGCAUAUACCAUUCACAUUAUGCACUAUCCCUUCUGCAAAGGCCGGAUGAUUAAACAUCUGUUCUGUGAGAUCGCUCCUCUGCUGAAGUUGGCCUGUGCAGACACCUCCACCUACGAACUCUGGGUGUAUGUGAUGGGUGUGAUGUUCCUUAUUCCCCCACUUUCUGCCAUUCUGGUCUCCUACAUGCUAAUUCUCUUCACUGUGCUCCACAUGCCCUCAAAUGAGGGAAGGAAGAAAGCCCUUGUCACCUGCUCUUCCCACCUGACAGUGGUUGGAUUAUAUUAUGGGUCUGCCAUGGUCAUGUAUGUCUUUCCCAUUUCCUUCCAUAGUCCCAAACGAGACAAUAUCCUCUCUUUUUUCUACACAAUUGUCACCCCAGCCAUGAACCCCCUCAUCUACAGCCUGAGAAAUAAGGAGGUCAUGGGGGCUUUGAAGAGAGUCCUUGGGAAAUAUAUCCUUUCUUCACAUUCCAGUGUUUAG